Messenger RNA from Mercenaria mercenaria, 567 nucleotides. Its product is annotated as V(D)J recombination-activating protein 1-like. The coding region runs from base 1 to 567 and encodes 188 amino acids. Gene Ontology annotation, biological process: V(D)J recombination. The record is from RefSeq and is a predicted model, not a curated record. Gene Ontology annotation, molecular function: sequence-specific DNA binding; endonuclease activity; ubiquitin protein ligase activity. Lineage: Eukaryota; Metazoa; Mollusca; Bivalvia; Venerida; Veneridae. The transcript has a single exon.
AUGUCUGACAAAACACAAAUAACUAUCUUUGAAGGAGAGAAACCAAAUUCUGUUAGAACCAACAGACCUUUGUUAGAAGCAUUAGCAGAUGGGAAUCACCAUGCAUCAUGUAUAUUUUGUAUGAUACCCACUGAACAAGAACGCUGUUACUUAAAAGGAAAGAUACUUAGAAUUCAUACAAAAGAGGGAUGGAGACAUGAAAUAUGUUUCUUCACUUCUAUGAUUGAUGAAAAAUUUGAUAGAUCAGAAUCAGGGUUAGUUGGUAGUGGAUCCAGAUACUUAUGUACUUUAUGUGAAGCAACAAGAGAAGAUGCAAUGGCUAAAUUAGGUUCAUUUAAUAUUACUAGGACAUACAAGCAGACAAAACAAAUAGCAGAUUAUAUGAAAAUCAAUCCUUAUAAUUUAAGUCAAGCAAAAUUAGACCAAAUAUCUCUUGGUGUGAAAAAUGCGCCAAUUUUAUGUGAAGAUGCCAUAGGAAAUGGAAUAGAUUCUACACAUGCAGAUAUAAAUAUGGCUAAUAAGGGAAAUGGCCGAGGUGACUAUGUGGGAGAUGAAAUCGGAUGUUAA